AUGGGACAAAGAGAUUUAACAUAUAAUGUGCCAAAUACAGGGUACAAUACGGAGCCCGAAGUUGAGAAUCCAUUUGUUUCACCAAUAGAUGAAGAGAGCUCAUAUGAGCUGAAUCAGGACUUAUCCCCCAGCCAACUGGAGGAUUAUAGUCAAAUAAAUAUGAACGACCCUAAUUAUGGAGGAACAUUUGACAAUUAUAAUGGAUAUUACUCGAAGAACGGGACGACAUCGAACUUGUUACCGAAUGAUGGGACGUCUGAAGAUACGUUGGGCAUACGUAACUCGAUGGGAAUAGGUAGGGUAAGUUCAUCGAAAAAUUUAUAUAUACCACCAGAGUACGAUAGAUAUCCGUCAAUGGCAGGUUCAAGGGUAGUAUCAUCGACAUCUCUCUCGUCAGAUAUGUAUAACAGUACCCAUAACCUUCGCAAUGCGCAAAAUGUGCCUGGAUCAGAAGGAGACGGUUCCUCCAUAUCGAAUAAAUCGACAAAUCCGCUUGUUGAGAACGACUUUAGUCCAUUUGGAGGAUACCCUGCUACAUCAUUUCCUUUGCAUAUAGACGAAAAGGAACCAGAUGACUAUUUGCACAAUCCUGAUCCUAUCAAAGAUGCGAAAUAUGACAAGAACAGAUUCAUUUAUGAUUUGAAGAACAUGGACAGGAGAUCUUUGGGUGGAUUGCUAGGAAUUGUUUUCAUGUUGUUAGCAGCUAUUGUGGUGUUUAUCUUGUUACCUGUGUUGACAUAUUCUGGUGUUACCGAGCCUUAUACUCCUGAGAGCUACGAGAUUUUGACAUCGUACCAUUAUCCUCUUUUGAGUGCUAUCAGAACCGAUUUGGUUGAUCCAGACACCCCUGCAACUGCCUUGACUAGAAAGGCUAACAAUGGUGAUGAAUGGAAGUUGGUGUUCUCUGACGAGUUUAAUGCGGAAGGCAGAACUUUCUAUGAAGAUGAUGACCAAUUUUUCCAGGCUGCAGAUAUCUGGUAUGGUGGUACUCAAGAUUUGGAGUACUAUGAUCCAGAUGCUGUGACGACUGCAAAUGGUACCUUGAACUUGAGAAUGGAUGCAUACAAGAAUCACGAUUUGUUUUACAGAUCUGGUAUGGUCCAAAGUUGGAAUAAAAUGUGCUUUACCCAAGGGUUACUCGAAAUUUCAGCCCGUUUGCCUGGUUACGGUAAUACUUCCGGUUUAUGGCCAGGUUUAUGGACCAUGGGUAAUUUAGGCCGUCCUGGAUACAUGGCCAGUACCGAAGGUGUGUGGCCAUAUACAUACAACUCGUGCGAUGCCGGUAUUACUGCAAACCAAUCAUCUCCUGAUGGUAUUUCAUAUUUGCCAGGUCAAAGAUUAAGCAAAUGUACCUGUUCUGGGGAGGAUCAUCCUAGUCCAGGUAAAGGAAGAGGUGCUCCAGAAUAUGAUGUUCUCGAAGGUGAAGUUAGUACUGAUGUAGGUGUUGGUGUGGCGUCGCAAUCGAUGCAGAUUGCUCCAUUUGAUAUCUGGUAUUAUCCUGAUUAUAAUUUCAUAUCAAUUCAUAAUGACUCAGUUACCACUAUGAACACUUAUACGGGUGGUCCAUUACAACAAGCAGUUUCUGGUACGACGACCUUGAACGUGUCGUGGUAUUCUGAAGGUGACAAUGAACAUAAUUUCCAGACCUAUGGGUACGAAUAUUUGAAUGAUGAUGACGACGGAUAUUUGACAUGGUACGUUGGUACUGAUCCAACCGUCACUGUACAAGCAGCAGCGUUAGGUCCUAAUGGAAAUAUUGGUCGCAGAUUGAUGUCUAAGGAACCAAUGUCUAUGGUGAUGAAUUUUGGUAUUUCAAAUAGUUGGGCUUAUAUCGACUGGAACGCUCUAUUUUUCCCACUUACUAUGCGAAUUGACCAUGUUAGGUUAUACCAACCAGAAGAUUCCAUAAAUUUGACCUGUGACCCAGAUGAUUACCCAACUUAUGAAUAUAUCGAAGCACACCCGAAGGCAUAUCAAGACAACAACCUUACAUCUUGGGAAGAAACUGGUUAUGAUUUCCCUAAAAAUUCUUUAGUCCAUAAGUGUUAG
Messenger RNA from Debaryomyces hansenii CBS767, 2049 nucleotides. RefSeq names its product SKN1/KRE6 family beta-glucan synthesis-associated protein. Gene Ontology annotation, cellular component: endoplasmic reticulum membrane; plasma membrane. Gene Ontology annotation, molecular function: glucosidase activity. The record is from RefSeq and is a predicted model, not a curated record. Gene Ontology annotation, biological process: (1->6)-beta-D-glucan biosynthetic process; fungal-type cell wall organization. The transcript has a single exon. NCBI's taxonomy places the organism in Eukaryota, Fungi, Ascomycota, Pichiomycetes, Serinales, Debaryomycetaceae. Bases 1 to 2049 code for a protein of 682 amino acids.